Messenger RNA from Notothenia coriiceps (black rockcod), 1040 nucleotides. It is a transcript of the gene immt, whose product is annotated as inner membrane protein, mitochondrial (mitofilin). Bases 16 to 648 code for a protein of 210 amino acids. The transcript has a single exon. The record is from RefSeq and is a predicted model, not a curated record. NCBI's taxonomy places the organism in Eukaryota, Metazoa, Chordata, Actinopteri, Perciformes, Nototheniidae. Gene Ontology annotation, biological process: cristae formation. Gene Ontology annotation, cellular component: MICOS complex.
ACCUGCUUUGUGUUAAUGCAGCCCUGUGUUCUGCCUGCAGGCCACGUGCUGGCGGAGGAGGAGGCCCGCAAGGCGCACCACCUGUGGCUCUCUGUGGAGGCUCUGAGCUUCACGCUGAAGACGGCAGAGGCGGACGUGCCCACGAAGCCUCUGGAGGGCGCCGCCCAGAGCGUGCGGGACAGCUGCCAUGACAACAACUUCGCCCUGGCGCUGGCCUCGGCGCUGCCCGAGGAGUCGCUGCAGCGCGGCGUGUACAGCGAGGCGUCUCUGCGCGCUCGCUUCAACGCGCUGCGCUCGCUGGCCCGCCGCGUCGCUCUAGUCGAUGAAACUCACAACUCCCUGUACCAGUACUUCCUGUCCUACCUCCAGGCUGCACUGCUGUUCGAGGAUAAACAGGAAGCCCCCCCCGCCCAGCUGAGCAGUGACGACCUGGAUCCAUUCAAGAUCCUGUCGUACGCCAGCUUCUGCUUAGAGCACGGAGACCUGGAGCUGGCCGCCAAGCUGGUGAACCAGCUGAGAGGAGAGGCCCGUCGCGUGGUGGAGGACUGGCUGACGGAGGCCCGGCUCACCCUGGAGACCCGGCAGGUGGUCAGCCUGCUGUCUGCCUACGCAAACGCUGUGGGGCUUGGGACCACCCAGGCCCCCUAGGCUGGCCCUCAAAGGAACAGCCACUGAGAAUGUGAGGAGAGCUGCAGGCUCACAGGGAGCAGAGCGUGGAGCAAAACAGCCGAAGAGGCUAGAAGAGAUUUCCAGUGGUGUAUUCCUUUGGAGUUGGCUAAAGUUAAGGAAGAGGUUCAUGUUCAGAUACAACUGAAGUUUAUUUGCUUCAAAGCACUACGUCACUGUGGAGGAUCAUUUGUAAAAUAAAAUGAAUGCACCUUCUCCUCUCGUCUGUCCAGGCCCACAGCCUUUGCUUCAGGUAUUUAUUUCUAACCAACCCCCCCCCCACCAGCCUAAUACCCCCACUGAUUGAAGAAUAUGUAAUGCUUGAUUUUAUGUUUGUCACAACUGCAUAUGUUUCAAUAAAUCAUGAAGAAUGG